AAGGAUAGAUUUUCUAAUAUAUAGAUCAAUCAAAUGGGACAAAGAAAAAUAAUGUACUUAUGAAAAUUGAGUUAACAUUGAGAAGUGAAAUCUUCAAAUAUAUAAAUGAGAGAAUAAAUUUUACCCUAGUUAACUCACUUGUCUAUACUUAAAGUUGCUCGGACUCUUCAAAAAUGAUGCCGCGCCGUGUCGGAUUCUCAAAAAAUGCACUAUAUUUGAAAGGAUCCAACACACACUCGAUGACAUUUUUGAAAAAUCCGACCAACAUAAUGUAUACAAUCUGAACCAAAUCUUUGAAGAAAAACGAAAGCAACACAAAAGAAAAAAGUGAAGAGAAAGUUGAGUACAAGAGGCAUUGGUUUGGUAGACACACUUUCCAUUGGAAGGAUUCUGUAAACAUUGUCCUUUCAACAUCUCUAUGUAAGAUGUGCAACAGGAAAACAGGAAAAAUAGGUUAGAUAUUCCAAUAUAUAUUUUCACAGAUUCACAAGCAGACAAUCUUAAGACUGGGAGUGUUCAAAAGACAGUUUACUUUUUCCUUCUCUUUUUUUAAUCUAUUCAGCACAAAACUGCUAAGUAUCAUCCAUAUUUUCUUUUUGAGUAUCCCAAAGAGAUGUAACAAUAGUUUUAUUUUACUAGCCAAGGGAAAGGGAAAAAAGAUAAAGUGUGUAGGGGACCAUAAAUUUCAUGUCAUUUUCAGCAUUUUCUGCUUGGAUAGUUAUUCACUUUUGCUUGUUUUUUUAUUAGGUUGAAAGAAGGUCUAUAGUACUUUAGGUUCUAUAGCUUUCAGCUGCUAGUGUAUAGGGUAUGCUAAACUUCAGAAACAGCAAAAAAAGAGUGCAUGCAGGGGAAUCUUUGCUUUCUUCAUUCAUUCAAAGUAUACUAAAUCCUAAGCAUGUCAUGUUUUCUUGUAUUAUUCAUACGCUUAUUACUAUCAGGGGUUAUCUAAAGUAUACAAGUUAUUUAUAUAUAUAUGUAAGUACUUAAAAAGGACUUUCUCAUAUGUAUUAGUGAUUACAUUUUCUUGAAUCUUUGAGUUGCAAUGCAUAGGUACCUAGUGUACACAACAUUUCUUGAUAGUUAAGUCUAUAGCAAAAAUGGUUUCAAAAGAUUCACCCCCACCUUCACACUCAAGUAUUUUACACCAGUUUAUUAACUCAGACUCCAUCACUAGUCAAAUUGGAAGCCAACAUUUUGACAUUUAUCAAUCUGAUCUAAGUGGUAAUACUACUAGUAGUACAAAUACUGCCUAUCAGCCUCAUCAUGGUGUGCUGUCUAGAUCCAUUGAGUUUGUUAACCCACCUCAUUUUACAACUGAUUCUGAUGUUAGCAACAGUAGACAUUUGAUGGAUCUUCUUGGAGCUUCACAUGAUGCUAACCAACAAGCACAAAGACUCUCACUUUCUUUAGGUUCUCAUUCACUUGUUUCUUCAUUAAGUUCAAGUUUUGCUAAUCCUAGUUAUAUGAACCAAGAAAUUGAUCAAAGGAACAAUGAGUUUUCUUUCUCUGCAGCUGCAAUGAACCAAUCAUUUCCCACUGUAUGUGGUACUGAAUCUUUUGUUUCUGCUAUUGGUACCUCAAAAUACUUGAAACCAACUCAGUCUCUCUUGGAGGAAUUGGUUUGUAUUGGUGGAAAGUCUAUUGAUUUGAGUAAUGAGAAGUUUAUCAGGCGAUUAUCGCGUAAUAGUAAGAAAGGAUCUUUAAGCCUUCGCGUUAUGUUGAAAGGAGAGAUCCCACCAAGCAAUGAACUGUUCAAUGAAAGACAUGAACUUUAUGUAAAAAUCAUGAAGCUCAUGGCCUUGUUGGAAGAGGUGGAAAGGAGAUAUGAGCAAUAUUAUCAACAUAUGGAAGAAGUUACUUCAACAUUUGAAGUGAUAGCAGGAUUUGGAUCAGGGAAGCCUUACACAGCACUUGCACUUCAAGCCAUGUCUAGACAUUUUUGCAGCUUAAGAGAUGCCAUCAUAUCUCAAAUCAAUGUCAUUAGACUAAAAAUGCCACGAGACGUGCCGAAAAUUAGCAGUGGCCUAUCACACUUGAGUCUUUUCGAGAAAGAGACUCUGCAGAACAGAAUGUCACUUCAACAACUUGGAAUCAUCCAAAGUAAUCGAGCUUGGCGACCAAUUAGAGGAUUGCCAGAGACAUCGGUGGCAAUUCUUCGUUCAUGGCUAUUCGAACACUUCCUCCACCCAUAUCCAAAUGACUCUGAAAAGCUUAUGUUAUCAUCUCAAACAGGCUUAUCGAAAAAUCAAGUGUCCAACUGGUUUAUUAACGCGCGAGUUAGGCUGUGGAAGCCCAUGAUUGAAGAAAUGUAUAAGGAAGAAUUUGCGGAGUCUUCAGUUGAAUCAGAUCAUUUGUUGAACAGAGAAGGUGUUACAGAUUCUGCAGAAGAAUGAAUGGAUGAAGUGCGAAGAUGAGGAAUAUAUUAUUUUAUGUAGUAAUAAUACUAUGCUUUUACAGUUGGAGUUCACUGAAGAAUUGGACUGUGGGAGAAACGUUGAACAAGUACAAGAUGGCAGUUGGAGGAAAUAUGUUAGAAAAACAAAAUGUCGCCUAAAAUGGGAGGCAUUCUCGUACUUUUAGUACUUGUUGUUAAGAAAUAAUAUAGUAAUAGUGUCUGAAAAUUGUUAUGCUUUUACCAACUUGUCUGAAAUUUUUAUGUUUAGCAUGUAGCCUUUAUGGAUUAGCUUUAUCACACGUUAGAAGUUAAAGCUUUUUGCA
Molecule: messenger RNA, 2718 nt
Organism: Capsicum annuum
Lineage: Eukaryota; Viridiplantae; Streptophyta; Magnoliopsida; Solanales; Solanaceae
Product: BEL1-like homeodomain protein 11
Exons: 5
Coding region: 1098-2393 (431 amino acids)
Biological process (GO): regulation of transcription by RNA polymerase II
Molecular function (GO): RNA polymerase II cis-regulatory region sequence-specific DNA binding; DNA-binding transcription factor activity, RNA polymerase II-specific
Source: RefSeq, a predicted model, not a curated record